Oldenlandia corymbosa var. corymbosa is the source of this 2343-nucleotide messenger RNA. Lineage: Eukaryota; Viridiplantae; Streptophyta; Magnoliopsida; Gentianales; Rubiaceae. The record is from the annotation of a GenBank genome assembly.
AUUUAUUAUUACAAAUCAGUUACUUUAUUUGUAUUAAUCACAUUUAAAAUUUAAAAAUAUAUUUGAAUAGAUGUAUAUGUAUAAACCCCUCACAUCGUGCGGGUUUAACAUCUAGUAAUAUCUUAAAAGCAAAGUAAUACACAUGCAAGAUUUGAUAAAUGUUAGAGAGAAUGUAACAUGAGAGUAUAACAAAAAUUUUCACAUCCUUAUAAAAACUCUUUUCCAAGAUUAAGGACAAAAUAAAGUAGGGUCAUAGUUCAAUAAAAAUACACAUAUCCUUAAUCCAAAUUCCAAACACAAAAAAAAAGUUUAAAAAAAAAUUACUAUUCUCGAUAUUCUAAGUUAUGACCGUCUAUGUCAGAAACAUGGGCCGUAUCAGAUUGUGUGUUGUUUUUAAUUUUUGGGGUGGGGAUUAUGAAUAAUACAUCCUUAAUUUAAUUGCAUGAUGUAUGUAUGUAUAUUUAUAUUGUUUUUUUGUACGAAAAAAUAUACUAACAUAUACUAUUAUAAAUAUUUAAUUACCGACAAUUAACAUUCUGCUAGAUAGUCUGCGUCCGAUCUAUAAAAGGCUUCCCAUCCCAAAUGCUCUUUAGUUCGCACACAACUUGCUAAUAAAAAAAUAGAGUAUAUAGCUUUAGAAUCAAGCAAAAGCAAUACAAAUGGCAUCUCAAAAAGCUCCCAACCUACCCAUUAUAGAUAUCAGUAAGGCCAAAAGGACCUCAGGAACACCUUCAUGGCUUGAAUCAUGUGCGACAAUCCGCCAUGCCCUCGAAGAAUACGGCUGUUUUCUGGCAUUAUAUGAUGAAAUCGCUUCAAAACUCAAGAACGAGGUGUUUGAUUUGGCCAGGGAGUUGUUUGAUCUUCCACUGGAGACGAAGAUAAAAAACACGAGGAACAUGAUCGAUGGUUACAUCGGACAACUUCCUAACGCCCCGCUUCACGAAAGCACUGGUAUUACUGAGGCUACAACGGAUGAAGGAGUCGAAUAUUUCACCAAUCUCAUGUGGCCAACUGGAAAUGACCGAUUCAGAAACGCCAUAUCAUCGUAUGCUAAGCUCGUGGGCGAACUAGAAAACUUGCUAAACAAAAUGGUGUUUGAGAGCUAUGGAGCGGGGAAGUACAUUGAGCAGCAUAUUGAGUCGACAACAUGCGUUCUUCGACUUUUUAGCUAUAAGCCGUUCCAAGAAGGAUUGGAAAAUGGGGAAAUCGGAACUAACAUUCAUACCGACAAGGGCUUCCUAUCUAUCAUUCAUCAGAAAGGAGUGAACGGUUUGAGAGUGCAAACAAGAGAUGGACAAUGGAUCCAUGUUGAUUUCCCUCCAGAUUCAUUUGUUAUUAUGGCAGGAGAUGCUUAUGAGGCAUGGAGUAACGGUCGGAUUUACUCGGCAAAACAUCAAGUGAUAAUGACUGGAGACCAGCCAAGAUACAGUGUGAUUCUGUUUUCAUUCAAAGAAGGGACGGUGGAAAUACCAGAAGAGGUGGUGGAUGAAGAACACCCUUUACAGUAUAAGCCAUUUGAGAACAUGGAAUUACUCCAGUAUUACUACUCUGGAACCCCUUCCGACAUGAGUGGAAGCGCUGCUAAGUCCUUCUGUGGGAUCACUGCUUAAGCACAUUAACAAAUUUAUGAUGAAGAACUCUUUUCUUGAAUAAAGGAUAUGUCCUCAUUACGAAACAAGUAAUUUUCCGUCCGUUUGUGGUGCAUUUGCUUAUAAUCAUGAUCUGGGCAUAUGAAGUUUGUAUUAUUUGGUACCAUAUGAAUAAGAAUUGUGGAUUUUCUUCUGGUGUCAAUAGGUUUUGUUUGUUGUGCAACAAAACUGAUAAGAGAAAUUGAUCAGUAUGUUAUUAAUUGAAACACAGUACACAUUUGGGUUCGUACUGUUUCAGAAGGGGGGAAAUACAACAAAGUGGUCUUUUUUUUUAAAAUGAAAACCAUUGAUUUUUUAGUAAAGGAAUUUAAAACUGAUCUUCUAUCAUUACAUCUCUCAAAAUGAUGGCCAAAUUUUGGUUAAUAAGAAUAAAACACUUUGAUUGAUCAUGCAUAUGAUACACUAAAAUACGGGCUCUGACAACAACAAUAAUGGUGAUUAAUGAAACCAUGGAUUUGGGACCGCAAUUGUUUCUGACGAAGCGUAUUGCUCCUCUGUAAUUCUGAAAACGAGGUUACACUUUUUAGCGUUGGACGUACGAGGGACAGUAAUUUAAAAAUGGAUAGUACCGAAACAAUAAUAAAAAAAAAAACAGGUUUAUAUAUGAUAAUGAUGUUCGUACUUUACGACUGAAUAAUUUCAUCUCAACUCCAUCAGGCAUGGGGGAAAAAAUGUAUAAGUUGCCUUCUGAAAA